CCCUCACAUAUCGCGAGAAGCCAGGAUCUUGACUUUUGAGCUGUUCGUUUUUGUUAAUAACCACGGUUGUGGUUUCACUUUGGUUCGUGAGGAGAUUAUUGGCUUCCUGUAGUUCCCCCACCAUGGGAAUUCUGGAUUUCUCCGUUUAUUUAUUUUUUUAAAAGUUGCUCUCAGUUCCACCUCCUGUGGGAGGAAGAAAUGUAUAAGGAACCCGGAAGAUAAUAUUCCACGUUGUGAUGCCUCAUAACAUCUGUUUUGUGCUUGUGGUGGGUAAAAUCAACUUGGCUGUCCUGCUGUUCUUUGCAACAAGUUUCUCUUUGUGCUUAAAUGACAGAGUUGCAGAGUUUGCUCUAACAAAAAAAGAAGACAGCAAUUUAAAGGAACAGAAUAAGAAAGAAUUGGUGGAGGAGGAGGAAGAUCUUGAUUCUGAAGACUUGGAAGUGUUUUAUCCAACACAUCAGUGGCAAAUCGUCCGUCCAGGUCAGGCUGUUCCUGCUGGGUUACAUGUGCAAUUAAAUCUUCAGACAGGAGAAAAAUUAGCCAAGAUUCCAGACAACAACAAUGAAAAAAGUAACAUUAAAGAUCUACCAAAAAAUAAAAGGUUGGGCCAUAUUGAUAUUGACUCAAGCUCAUUUACAACUCAAGAACUCAAAAAGGCUUUGUCUAAAAUGAAGGAGCACCUGAAGACAGAUGAUACACUGGAAGAAAAGGCUCAUAAGGAAGAUGUCAGACAAAGGUUCCGUCCCAUUGAAAAACUUAAAGAAGAGUUUAAAGAGCUCAAUCUUCAGCUAGAAACAGACUUUGAAAUUAUGUUUAAAUUAAUCAACAAACUCAACAGUUCUACUUCAACGCUGGAAGAAAAAAUAGCAGCGCUUCAUGAUCUUGAAUAUUAUGUUCAUCAGGUGGACAAUGCAAAAGAUUUGCAUUCCUUUGGUGGUCUACAACUUCUGAUUAAUGCGCUAAACAGCACUGAGCCAUUGAUGAAGGAAUAUGCAUCCUUUGUUCUGGGAGCUGCACUGUCCAGCAACCCCAAAGUUCAAGUUGCAGCGAUUGAGGGUGGUGCUUUGCAAAAACUGCUGGUUAUUUUGGCUACAGAUCAGCCACUGCCUGUGAAGAAAAAGGCACUCUUUGCUUUGUCAUCCAUGCUGCGGCACUUUCCCUAUGCCCAGCAGCAGUUCCUCAAGCUUGGAGGCCUUCAAGUGCUUCGAAGCCUCUGCACAGAGAAAGGAAUGGAGACGCUGCAUAUCCGCAUCGUGACUCUUCUCUACGACUUGAUAGUGGAAAAGCUGUUGCUUAAGGACUCACAUGAUGAUGAUGAUGAUGAUCAAAUACAGGAGAGAACACAGCAGUACAGCCAAGUGAACUUGGUGCCAGCCAUUGUGGAACAGGGCUGGUGCACAAUCAUCUCAAACCUCCUCAUGUUGCCAGAACAUGACACCAGGGAAAAGGUUCUCAAGACUGUGCAUGUGAUCCUGGGCUUCUGCAGCGACAGCUACAAAGGGGAUCAUAACCUCAACCAAACACUAAGCCUUCUUCGCCAAGAAUAUGAGGAGCUGGCAGCAGAAGAGCAGAAGGAAGGGGAUGAAGAUGGCUAUUUUAAGGAGCUCCUUAGCUCUAUAAAUAGCAUUGCCCAGCAGCUGAAAUGAAGGCUACAGUGGCCUUGCUGAGAUGUAAAGAUUCAUUUGGAAAUGAAUAGUGCCUAAUAAACCAUUGAAAAAGC
This is a messenger RNA of Hemicordylus capensis (graceful crag lizard), 1720 nucleotides long. It is a transcript of the gene SIL1, whose product is annotated as SIL1 nucleotide exchange factor. Bases 237 to 1646 code for a protein of 469 amino acids. Lineage: Eukaryota; Metazoa; Chordata; Lepidosauria; Squamata; Cordylidae. The transcript is spliced from 10 exons. The record is from RefSeq and is a predicted model, not a curated record.